AUGGCAAAAAUUGCACAAACUCUUCUUGAUCCCCUGACCCAUGAAUUGAAAAAUGCUAUGGAUGUUAAAGAUGUUCCCAUUCAGCCAAAAAGGCAACGAAUUAGAGGAUUCGUAAUCGGCGCUUCACUUCGUAACUCUCUCUCCAUCGCCUCGCCAGUGAUGCGCCCUCAAUUCUAUCUACGUACAACCACCGCGGAUUUAACCUGUGGACUGCAAGGAAGUCGUCGAAGCCGAAUGGACAGCUUUUCUGGACGGGAUGGAACACUUCCACGGGCGUCGCCAUCACAUGUCACGCUCUAUAGAACCCAUUCUGUAAGACGAAUCGCACCUUUGGAGGUUGUGUGUGCUCCACCACCUCCACCUCCACCACCACCACCUGAUCAUGCAACUACAAUAUGCUGUCAGACGAAUAAUCCUGUGGAAACGGGUAUCUACCUGUCCUCGCCCUUUAUUCUCAAGGACGUUCGUCAUCGCUAUCGUUCACCGCUGAAGUCUUGCCACAGCCCAUCCAACCGCAAUGUCCGCUUCUGUAGUCCAGGCGGCCGACAACAACAACGAAUCCGCGCCGCCUCAUCCUGUUCGUCUGAACGCGGCGUCAUCUAUCCCUCUAGAGGUUCCCGUGGCAGCAGUCUUGUUCGUGUCUACUCUCGAUCUAACUCACCCGUCUGUGAGACCAUUCUCACCUCUAGUCUACCUUCAAAAGCUGCGGGUACAGUCUCAGUUGCUUGUGAAUGCAAUUUACCACCGGCAUGUCUGCCGAAACCUCGCAUCAGCUGUCGUUGUGAUGUUCACUUCCCACCACCACCUCCACCACCAUCAGCACCAUCGCCAAAGCUAGUGAACUGCGGCUCCUGCUGUAACACCACUGGUGUCGUUGAUCGGUGCACAAAUACAGGACCAGACUGUCAAGUUGUUGAGUGCUGUCAGAUCUCUCUGCGUGAGCCACCAUCUUCUCCAAAACCUGGAGCAAUUAAUUGUGAAAGCCAGACAUGUGUUCCGUCCUCGCAGUCACCGAAAUACGAGCGUUACGAGGCUACCUCGUGUCUUGUGGAACGCAUCACCACGCGAAAGCGAACUGUGCCACGAAGUUUUUCAUGUGUCCGGGCUCCUGACCCCAGCUACUACCUUAGACUGAUGGGGCGAAAGGAGAAUGAUCUAUGGAACCGCAUCUCGGAGUGUGAGAUGGACCUAGCGGCGUUCGAGUGCAUGAUGUGCAGUGAUGUGGUGACCUACAUCAAAGACGCCAUCGACAAGAGUCGUCAUUUAAUAGACUGUGAGUUUCGAAGGAUUCGACAUCUCUGCAACUCUGACGUUUUUAAUUGCUGCCAUGCUGACAAUGGGUUUCGCCGCGGCAGCAAAAGCAUUGAAGAGCUGUGGCACGAGGCACAACUCAAGCUGAGUGAGCGUCCAGUCUUCGGAUUUCCGGAAUCCAUAGCUGUGGUGAUGAGAGCUGAUAGGAAAAUUUACAUUGGAAACCUUCCUCCUGAAGUUAGAACUAAGGAUUUGGACUCAAUUUUUUCGAAGUAUGGUCGUAUUGCGGACAUCGACCUGAAACGUCGUCGUGGUCCUCCUUUUGCCUUUAUCGAGUAUGAAGAUGAAAGGGACGCAGAGGAUGCCGUUCGUGAUUGUGAUGGUUACAAACUUGAAGGCUACGCACUUCGGGUUGAAUUUCCUCGAGGUGGGAGUUAUAGUUCCUUCCGUCGAGGCGGUGGUCGCGGCAGCGGUCCUUCUCGUCGUUCUGAUUAUCGUGUCAUUGUUACCAAUCUUCCGCCGUCUGGUAGCUGGCAAGACCUGAAAGAUCACAUGCGUGAAGCUGGGGAUGUUGGGUUUGCCGAUGUGUUCAAAGAUGGCUCAGGUGUCGUCGAGUUUCUGCGUUACGAGGACAUGAAGUAUGCUCUGAAGAAACUGGACGAUUCAAAAUUUAGAUCUCAUGAGGGUGAAACAUCCUACAUUCGUGUACGUGAAGAGCGUCAGUAUUCCCGAUCAAGGUCACGGUCCCGUUCAUAUUCGUCGCCAAGGGAUAGGGGUCGAUACUCGAAUAGUCGUUCGGCCUCUCGUUCCUCGAGUGAACGGCGCUAA
This is a messenger RNA of Echinococcus granulosus, 2079 nucleotides long. Its product is annotated as Splicing factor, arginine/serine-rich. The coding region runs from base 1 to 2079 and encodes 692 amino acids. Gene Ontology annotation, molecular function: mRNA binding. The transcript has 9 exons. The record is from RefSeq and is a predicted model, not a curated record. Lineage: Eukaryota; Metazoa; Platyhelminthes; Cestoda; Cyclophyllidea; Taeniidae. Gene Ontology annotation, cellular component: nucleus; cytoplasm; ribonucleoprotein complex.